AGGGUGGGGGCGGGGCCCGGUGGAGGCGGGGCCUCUGCUGCACAAGCGGUACGCUGGUCCCGGCGGCUGCGAUUUCGCGCCAAACUUGAGGGGACUCAGCGUGCGGGCCGCGGAGCAGGCGAUCGCUGCCGCCGUCAUGGUUCGGCCGCUGAACUGCAUCGUCGCCGUGUCCCAGAAUAUGGGCAUCGGCAAGAACGGAGACCUGCCCUGGCCUCCGCUCAGGAAUGAGUUCAAGUACUUCCAAAGAAUGACCACAACCUCUUCAGUGGAAGGUAAACAGAAUCUGGUGAUAAUGGGUAGAAAAACCUGGUUCUCCAUUCCUGAGAAGAAUCGACCUUUAAAGGACAGAAUUAAUAUAGUUCUCAGUAGAGAACUCAAGGAACCGCCACAAGGAGCUCAUUUUCUUGCUAAAAGUCUGGAUGAUGCUUUAAAACUUAUUGAACAGCCAGAGUUAGCAAAUACAGUAGACAUGAUUUGGAUAGUCGGGGGCAGUUCUGUUUACAAGGAAGCCAUGAAUCAGCCAGGCCAUCUCAGACUCUUUGUGACAAGGAUCAUGCAGGAAUUUGAAAGUGACACGUUUUUUCCAGAAAUUGAUUUGGGAAAAUAUAAACUUCUCCCAGAAGCUCUCUGAAGAGAACUGUCUCUAAACAGUAUGAAGUCCUAAACCUUGAGCAUGUUGGAGUUUUUCACUUGAGUAGAUGUUUACUUUCUUCUGGUAAGUAAUGCUUUACAGCAUUCAGUGUCUUGUACCACGAGUUGUUUCAUUCCUUUUGACGUUAUUGUUUUGUUUUCAGACUACUCAUAGUAGUAUAUAAAACUACAGAUUACUUUAUCUAAUGUCUGGCAACUUCAGUAAUUGGAGUUUAAUAGUUGUAUGUAUUUGUUGAUAGUUGUAUAACAUACUCAUCUGGUACCCUGUAACUCUAAAGCUAGAAUUAAUAGUUAUAGAUGUUAGUACAUUCUUAGCAGUAGUAUAAUGAAAUAGAGAUGCAAGUAAGAACAUGUUUAGUGUCUUCUGCAGUUUUACUUCUGCAGUUUUAGUCAGAUGUUUGUCAUUUCUUUCUCUUGCGUAAUUAUCUGGUCCAGAACCUCCAGCAGGGUGAAGAGGAAAUUAGAGCAAAUAUCUCACUUAUCUUGUUCAUGGUCCCAGCAGGAAAGCAUGUGACUAUUACACUGAGGAAGAUCCCUUUAAUUUUUAGUUCAUUAAGUGCUUUAGUUAUGAAGGACUGUUGGAUUUUGCCACAUGGUUUUUCUGAACCAUUUGACACUGUAUAUUACAUGAUUGGUUUUCAUAUUAAACUAAUCUUGCAUAUCCAAGGUCAAUUUUACUUGGUAAUUGUAUGUGGUAUUUUUUAUUUGUUGGUAGAGGCGAUUUGCUACCAUUUUAUUAAGUAUUUUUGCAUUUGUGUCCCUAAGAGCCACUGAUGUAGUAUGACUGUGCGUGUUCAGCUGGUCUUAAGGCCAGGCGGUGCUGACCUGCAGGGUGAGUAGGGAGUGCUAGCCCCUGCGCUUUGAAAGGCUGAGGGACGCGGGCUGGCUCUUUCCCAUCACAGGGGUGUGUGGUGAGCAGAUGCAGACAGGACAAGACCAUUGCUGUGCUGGGGACAUUCUAAAUGACACUCCACACAAACAAAAUGCCUGCUUCAUUGCGGCAUUUGAUAGCCACCUAUUCUCUGACUGCACUAACAUCACAACAGCUCCUUAACACGGAGAGAGGGGAUUUCCAGGGGAGAGGCCUGAAAUAGGUCUGUCUUCCUUUAAGACUAGAUAAAAGGAAACCUCCGGACAAUAAGUGUCUACCCCUGUGUUAAAAAACUUCAUGACCAAAAGCAACAUAGGAUAAUAAGUUGAUUUCAUCUUCUGCUUCCAGGUAACAGUCCAUGAUGGAAAAAAGUCAGGGCUGGACAUGGAGGCAGGAACUGAUGCUGCUUACUGACUUGCUUUCAGCCUGCUUUCUUAUACACCACAGGACCUAUCCAUGAACACCACCACCUACAAUGGGCUGGGUCUACUCAUAUCAAUUAUCAUACAGAUAAUACAAGCCAAUUUGAUGGGAACAUUUUCUUGAUUGAGAUCCCUCCUUCCCAGAUGUUCCGGCCUUGUAUUAAAUUGACAUAAAAAGUAGCCAGCCCAAUCUCUGUCUAGAAGGUAGUAGAAUUGCUCAAUCCUGGACCUCUGUCUCUGAGCCUCUAUACACUGGAGAACUUCUCAUGCUCACUAGUGUCCAGAAAUGAGCUUUAAUCAUUCUCCACUCAUCUUCAUUUUCCCAUCGUUCCCCAUUAAGUUUACAUGCGUGUGUUUAUUUACAUGUGUGUUUAAUUUAUGUUUUUAAAAAGUAAAUGAUCAAAUCCAUACCCCAUUUCAUCUUUUCUAAUUCCUCUGCUAUCCCCCCACACAACUAUUCCCUCACAACUUCAUGUUUUGUUUUGCUUUGUUACCACACUGAGUCUACUUAGUGUAGCCAGGAUGUGCAUGACUGGGGUCACCUGCCUCUCAUGGGUGCCCUCUUAGAGGCCAAAUCCCUGAAGGAAAAUGACUCCUCCUCCUCCGUUGGCCAUCAGUUGUCACUAGCUCCUUAGGUUGGGGUGGGGCUUCUUGGCUUCCUGUCCUACCCAUGCUUAGAUCUUGUACAGGUCUAGUACAUGCAGUCAAGACAGUGAGCUCAUAUAUGCAACAGCCCUCUUACGUCCAGAAACUAACUGUUCUGUAACUGCCUCUGCCUCUUACAAUCUUUCUAACCCCUCUGCCACAGUGAUCCAUGAACCUUGGAGUUAAGGGGUGUAAGAUUGUGUGUGUGUGUGUGUGUGUGUGUGUGUGUGUGUGUGUGUGUGUGUGAGUGAUGCAUAGAGGUCAGAGGACAGCCUCAGGUGUCAUCCUCAGAAAAACUGCCGUCUUUGAGACUGGCCUCUCCUUGCCUGGAAUUCACUCAGGAGGCUCUGGCCAGCAAACCCCAAGCACCUCCUGUCCACCUCCACAGCGUUGGAAACUCACCCGAGGCACAGCGCCUACGGUUUGCUCUGUGGGUGAGUGAGUGCUCAUCAGCACUCCUUUUGAGCACCUCUGUCUCCAUUAGCUGCAUCUAUUUCUCUUAGGUUUAUACAGGUUUCCAUUCAAACAGUUAUUAACACCAUACUACUUAGUGUUUUGUGUUUUGGUUUGUUUUUUCUUCAAUCACUACUGUACUGAAAUAAAGAUAAAAGCAAGGACUACUGUGAGUAGUGAAUGAAUUAGAAAAUGGAUGAAGUAUUACAUGCCCAGAGGCUAAGAUCAGAAGUUCAUGAAUGAACUGGUGGUUUUACCAUGCAUCAGUCUCUUUUCCCUUAAGUCCUUGCCCGUGUGAUUGUUCCUUAGCAGCACCAUGCCAGCCCAUCCCAUACAGCUCUGUUCUCAAAGAUCUUGCCUGGAAUGAAAUUUUCUGUCUCAAACUUCAUGAGGCCUCAGCCAAACCAGCAGGCCCAAAAUUUUUAUAGCAGCAGUAAUCUGUUUAAUUAGGUCAGAAAAAAAGGUUGGGGGAGUCUUUGGAAGCUAUGCUAGUCCAUGUUUCUUUUUACUGUAACAGAAUUCCUGAGGCAGGCUGGCUGUAGUCUCAGCACGGCUGCUGGUGAAGAAGACCUCAUUGCAGAUGGCUCACAUGAAAAGCAGUCCUGGAGGGAGCAAUCACACUUGGAGUCAGGAGAGAGAUUGGAAUAUCCUAGUCCCUUCUAGUCCCAUUAACCUAGGUCCCACUUAAAGGCCUCCACCUCCCACAUCAGCACCAGGACCAGGCUUUUAACACAUGCUACCUUAGAUAAGCUCCCCCGACACCACGGCAGAGUUGGCAGAAUUCCAGAGCCAGGGCCCAUGUCCUCAUCAAGGAACACCAUGGGGUAGAUUUUAGAUGGUGGUGCGUUGUCUUCUGAUCGGACUAUCUCUUGACUUUUCACGUUGGUGGCAUGCUUGCCCAAAUUCUCCACUAGAGCCUGUUCUGCUGCUGCAGUACCCAUUUUACUUUAGUUGCCGUUUGUUUUCUUAUGGAAAACUGUUUCGAGAAUUCUGUUUGUCUUUGAGAGCUUCUAUUGGAUCAUCUCUGGAUUGCUAUAGUCCUUUGUUAUUCCAGAGCUGCUGUUUAUGCUUGAAGAUCCUAAAUAGGAGGAAGUGUGGGUGGAGCCUAAGAAUAGGUAGAACACCAAUUCCUGUGUGAACUCUAGAGUACAAGUCCUGGCCUAGGAAGAUGGUUUAGUUGUUAAACGUACCUGCAAUG
Molecule: messenger RNA, 4240 nt
Organism: Psammomys obesus (fat sand rat)
Lineage: Eukaryota; Metazoa; Chordata; Mammalia; Rodentia; Muridae
Gene: Dhfr
Product: dihydrofolate reductase
Exons: 6
Coding region: 137-631 (164 amino acids)
Biological process (GO): tetrahydrofolate biosynthetic process; folic acid metabolic process; dihydrofolate metabolic process
Cellular component (GO): mitochondrion
Molecular function (GO): NADP binding; dihydrofolate reductase activity
Source: RefSeq, a predicted model, not a curated record